UUUGUCAACUAUGACAAAAAUCUUUGUGUUGUAACGGUUUUGCCUAUAACUUGGCUUAAAAGGUGCCAGAAUAUACCCAAAUGACAAAAGUCACAUAUCAUAUGAAUAUAUAUUACUUUGUUUUCUCAGUCAAAACAAAAAAUAAAUACACCAUUCAUUAUUCUAUAAAUUAUAUAUAUUAUCUUUGGUUAAUUCCUUUUCUUUCAUAUCAUUGUCCACAUGGCUUCUCCUUUGUUCUUGCUUAUGUUAAUUCUUCCAUUUGUUUACAACGUUGCUGCUGAUUGUUCUAAUGGAAGUUGCAAGCUCCUUGAUGAGUGCAAUUCUAAUGAAGAUUGUGGAGCUGGACUCUACUGUUUCUCAUGUACUGGAUUUUCAGGACAAAGGUGUGUGAGAUCAUCUGUUACAGAUCAAUUCAAGCUCAUUAAUAAUUCUCUACCAUUCAACAAAUAUGCAUUUUUGACAACACAUAAUGCAUUUUCAAUUGAAGGGGAGCCAUCUCACACGGGUGUGCCUCGAGUUACCGCAAUCAACCAAGAAGACAAUAUCACCCAACAACUAAAUAAUGGAGUUCGGGCACUAAUGUUAGAUACAUAUGAUUUUGAUGGAGAUAUUUGGUUAUGUCAUUCCUUUGGAGGCAAAUGUCAUGAGUUCACCGCAUUUGAACCAGCUAUUGACACAUUGAAGGAAAUUGAAGCAUUUUUAUCAGCAAAUCCAAACGAAAUUAUCACAAUUAUCUUGGAAGAUUAUGUUGAUACCCCAAAUGGUUUGACAAAUGUCUUCACCCAAGCUGGUCUUAAGAAGUAUUGGUUUCCAUUGGCUAGCAUGCCAAAAAAUGGUGGAAAUUGGCCUCUAGUGAGUGAUAUGGUUGCCAAAAACCAAAGAUUAGUAGUGUUCACUUCUAAAAGAUCUAAGGAACAAAGUGAAGGCAUUGCUUAUCAAUGGAACUACAUGGUUGAAAAUCAGUAUGGAGAUGGUGGAAUGAAAGAUGGAAAUUGUCCAAACAGGGCAGAAUCACCUCCUCUUAAUGAUUCAAGCAAAUCACUAGUGUUGGUAAACUAUUUUAGGUCAUUUCCAAUAAAACAACUCUCAUGUGAAGAUAAUUCUGGUGGACUCAUUAACAUGUUGCACACUUGUUAUGGUGCAUCUGGUAACCGUUGGGCUAAUUUUGUUGCUGUUGAUUUUUACAAGAGGAGUGAGGGAGGAGGGUCAUUUCAGGCAACAGACUUUCUCAAUGGAAAACUAUUGUGUGGAUGUGAUGAUGUUCAUACAUGUGUGCCUGGAUCAACUUCAAAAACUUGCACAUCACCAUAAAAAAAUAUACUGACAACGGCAACAACCAACUGGAAAUAAUUCAGAUGUUAGAGACUUUCAAUGAUUGAGAUAUGAAAGCAUUAAAGCAUUAUUAUUCUUUACCAUUGUAUUAUGUCCUCAUGGUUGUGACACAUUAAAUUAAUUCCAAUAUUACCAAAAUAUAAAGAUAUCAGAAAAUUAAAUUUGAAUGA
This is a messenger RNA of Trifolium pratense (red clover), 1502 nucleotides long. Its product is annotated as PI-PLC X domain-containing protein At5g67130-like. Gene Ontology annotation, biological process: lipid metabolic process. The record is from RefSeq and is a predicted model, not a curated record. The transcript is spliced from 8 exons. Bases 220 to 1311 code for a protein of 363 amino acids. Lineage: Eukaryota; Viridiplantae; Streptophyta; Magnoliopsida; Fabales; Fabaceae. Gene Ontology annotation, molecular function: phosphoric diester hydrolase activity.